GGCAGAACCUCCGCCUUCUGCACACCAGCCCUACAACCGAGGGCGGCUGAAGAGCAACGGGGAAAGCGGCUCGCUCCGCCUUUUUCCCCGCCACGAGCCCUACUACCCCGCAGAGAAAGGAGCAGAGGGCGCGCGCUACACACCCAGAAGGAGGCCAUCCAUGUCAAAGAUGAGGUACCUUUGAAGCAAUCUCACCUUAAAGCAGCAGAAUGAUUAUCCUUUUUCAUAUGAUGCUUUAUUUGUGGCAAGCAAGCAAUGCAAUAAAUGGAAGGAUUUCAAAGCCCAACAUAGUGCUAUUCAUGGCUGAUGACCUUGGCAUUGGAGACUUGGGAUGCUAUGGAAACACAACUCUAAGGACUCCCAAUAUUGACAAGUUAGCUAAAGAAGGAGCAAAACUGACUCAUCAUAUAGCAGCCUCUCCACUAUGCACCCCAAGCAGGGCAGCUUUCUUGACAGGCCGCUAUCCUGUCAGAUCAGGAAUGGCUAGCUUGCAUUUAGUAGGAGUUUUUUUAUUUUCUGCCUCUUCUGGUGGACUUCCUACUGAAGAAAUAACUUUUGCAAAACUUCUGCAGCAGAAGGGUUAUUCUACAGCUCUUAUAGGCAAAUGGCAUCUUGGAAUUAACUGCAACAGCAGUGAUGAUUUCUGCCACCACCCUUUAAAUCAUGGAUUUGAUUAUUUCUACGGGAACCCUGUGAACAAUAUUAGAGACUGCAGACCUGGGCACGAAAGCGUGUUUAUCAGAGGGAUUAAAAAGUUCAUGAAUACAGGACUCCAGAUCGCUGGGAUUGCUCUAAUCUCUUUGGAAGUUCUUCAUUAUAUUGGCCUCUUCCACAUUCCUCACAGAGUACUGGGCUAUUUCUUAUUAAUGGUUUCGGUGUUCAUUGGACUCUUGCUGUUCUUCUUUUAUAACUUUCGGUAUCUAAACUGCUUCUUGAUGAGAAAUCACAAUAUUAUCCAGCAACCCUGGAGUUAUGAGAACCUAACUGAGAGAUUUACAGAAGAAGCCAAAAGUUUUAUAAGAAGGAACAGUGAUGCUCCAUUUCUUCUUUUCCUGUCUUACCCUCAUGUCCAUACAGCUCUUUAUGCAUCGCAAGCUUUCAGAGGAAAGAGUAAACAUGGAUUAUACGGGGAUGCUGUGGAAGAAAUGGACUGGAGUAUAGGACAGGUCCUCCAUGCGUUAGAUCAAUGGAAUCUAAGACAGCAGACUCUUGUGUACUUCACAUCCGAUCAAGGGGCUCAUGUUGAAGAAAUAUCAAGCAAUGGAGAAGUCCAUGGUGGCUAUAAUGGAAUGUAUAAAGGAGGAAAAUCUACAAAUUGGGAAGGAGGCAUUCGAGUGCCUGGUCUCCUCCGCUGGCCUGGAGUGCUUCAACCUGAUCAACGUAUUGAUGUGCCAACAAGCAAUAUGGAUAUAUUCCCCACAAUAGUUAAACUUGCUGGAGCACUACUACCCAAUGACAGAAUUAUUGAUGGACAUGAUCUGAUGCCCUUGCUUCAAGGCACUGUUCUGCAAACCAAGCAUGAGUUUCUCUUCCAUUACUGUAAUGCAUAUUUAAAUGCAGUGCGCUGGCAUCCAAGAAACAGUAAAUCUAUAUGGAAGGCAUUUUUCUUCACUCCAAAUUUCAGUCCUGAAGGCUCCAAUGGCUGCUUUGAUUUUCAUGUGUGUUAUUGUCAUGGAAAUUUUGUCACAUACCAUGAACCACCAUUGCUGUUUGACCUCUCUGUGGACCCAGAAGAAAAAACCCCACUAACACCAGAAACGGAGAGUCACUUCUAUGAAAUCCUUCAAGCCAUUCAACAAGCAGUGAGCAACCACACCAAGUCACUGCCUGCUGUUCCCAACCAGUUAUCACUGGGGAAUAUCCUCUGGAAACCCUGGCUCCAGCCAUGUUGCUCCUCCUUCCUCAAGUUUUGCUACUGCAACCAUGAGCCAGGAGAAUUUGCCUGAUGCAGGAGGAUAGUACCAAUGUACAAUUACAUACAUGCUUUAGCAAAGAAGGAGGAGGAGGAGCAGGAGAAGAGAAAAGGUAUUAAACGUUGACAAGAAAAUGUGGAGAAAUGGCUCCCUCCCCCCAAAAAAAAUCUCCAGCAGUUCUCCUCAAAUAACCACUAAUGAUACAAGUGCUGUGAGAAGAAAUGGCUCUCAUUUUUCAGCCCCCAAUGAGAGACUGAGCAGGAUUAACAGGGUUGCAUUCCCCCUGUCCCUCUCUCGAUAAAGGUCAUCCAUCAGGGUGACCAAGGCUGAUUCAGUCCCAUAACCAGAUCGGAACCCAGACUGGAAUGGGUUUAGAUAAUUAGUAUCCUCCAAGAGUGCCUGCAGCUGCUCCACCACAACCCUCUCAAGUACCUUCCCUUAAGUGGGGAUGUUUGUGACUUGGCAGUAGUUCUCUAGUAUCAUUGGGUCCAGGGUGGGCCGCUUCAAGAGUGGUCGCACUACUGCCUCCUUUAGGAAAGCAGGGACCACCCCUUCCUGGAGUGAGGCAUUUAUCACCCCCUGGCCUGGACCCACCCAGUCAAACCCCCUUGGCUUGCUUUUAUAAGCAAGGAGGGACAGGGAUUGAGAGGGCAAGUGGUGGGUUGCAUUGCUGCAAGCACCUUGUCCACAUCAUCAGUUUGGAGUUUGAGUGGAAGAACAAAAGAACUGGAGAGCUGGAAUGUUCCAGAAAAAAGGACUGCGCAUGACCAGGAGCAUUAAUUUUUAAAAAGGCAAAUCUUUCUCUAUCAACUUCUAGGAAACAUCUUGCCAUUUUCCUCCUCAAAAGUCUAGAGCAUUAUUCUUCCUUUCUUCAGUAUACCAUAUGGCAUAUGUGACACCCUCAUUUUAUGAUUGUUAUUCCAGAUGUUACAACACACGUACCAGCCAGGUGCUGGGGGGGGAUUACAUAUCUUUGAUGUCACAAAGCAAAUGGUCUGUUUAUAUUGCCACUGGAAAAAAAGGUGGCCAUUCAACUUUGUUUCCUGUGUGCUUUAUUUAAUCACAGGAUACACUGAAUACAUUUAGCCAAGAUGAUUGUUUACUCUUGAUGCCAGAAUUGUAAGUGCUUUCCUGCUGUUAUCUGUGAAUAGAUGCAGUCGCCUUUUAAAAUGGCAUUGUGUUCCUUCUAACCUUGCACUUAUAUCUAACAAACUAACAAAAAAACCCAAAAACCAAAACCAGUAUUUCUUUGCAACCACCUGCUUGUAUUUGUUGAAGACAGCAAAGGGCCAAUGUAUGGAUUCUCCCAAAGGGCUUCAUGAUAUCCUUCUCUGAGGAGAAGGGCCAACUUGAUAAAACAUGCAGAUUUCUUUUAGAAAUCAAAAACAUAUAUGUAUGUGCUGAAUUGUGUGCUAUGAGCAAAGGUUUCUCCUGUCACAGAUAUUGUAUUUUUAGCCAUCGUAGUUUAUUAUUUCCAAAGGGUUCUACAGCACCUUAUCCUACACUGCAUAGCUUGAUACUGGAUAUUUCAGCCAAGAACUGCAUAAGUUACUCCUUGCUAUGCUGUGAGAACAAUGCCAGCCUGAGUGAUCCAACAUCCUUUUCAUGCUAAGAUGAAUAUUCAUCAGGAUAUGGAAUGUCUUUCUGUUCUCCUACAGCGGACAGCAACCACUCCAGCAAUGAGCUAAUGCAGCCAAGAAGAGAGUGACUUGUGUCCGUGUGUAUGAAAACGUAGGUAUUUGAAAGGCAAAUAACUAAUCAUAGUGGGCUUGGCAACCAAACGUUUCAGUGUGGAGUGCUCCUAUUAAAAAGAUGCUGCUCUGUACUCCAGCAUUCCAUGGCUACUGAGCAUGCUCAAUCUUCGUAUGGCUGUUUUUGAGGUCUCCCCGUUAGGAACUUUAUGCUAACUAUUUUCUUGUGCUUCUGCAAAGCUCAGGGCUCUCCCAAGCCUGCUGAUAACACCCUCAUGUGCAUGGAAGGGGCCAUUUUGGCCUCAUAAGGAAAAUUGAGAUAGCUGUUAGAGUAUAUGUGAUGACUAAAUCAUGUUCAUAAGAAGUCCCACUUUCUUCUUCAUUAUCCUUAAAUACUUUUUAUCCCAAGAUGUUUAUUUUUCAAAAAGGCAUUGUGAAAUGAUUAAAAUGCAGCACACUUGGGCAAUAUUUUUUAAUUAACAUUUUAUUGGAAUAAUUUUUCUUCCAUACAUACAAAUGCUUUGCAUUCCUCCCCUGCAUCCCAAGAUGGUACAAGCAUUAUAUAAGCCUACAAUGAGAAAAUUGAUAUCAAUGUUCUUAAGAACAAGCAGUGUGGAUUCCUGCUGUGGCAAUAUAUUUAUCCUAAAAGGAUAAAAGGAGAAAACAAUUAAAUAUUUGCUAAUCAGAUAGUGAGCUCUCCCGAAAAUAAUGUGUCUAACCCUUCAUCACUACUGAAUUAAACCAAGCUGUUUAUUUAUUUAUUACAUUUAUAUCCCACCUUUUUCCCUCCAAGGAACCCAAGGCAGCAUACAUAAUCCUCCUCCUCUCCAUGUUAUCCUCACAACAAUAACCCUGUGGGGUAGGUUGGGCUGAGAGUCUGUGACUGGCCCAGAGUCACCCAGUGGGUUUCCACGGCCAAGUGGGGACUAGAACCUGGAUCUACCGACUCCCAGUCCAACACCUUAGCCACUACACCACACGGGCUGUUCUUGCUUUAAGUGUGUUUGUCUGUGCAAAUAAUACUAAUAAAGAUAUCAUUCAAAAGA
Messenger RNA from Elgaria multicarinata webbii, 4650 nucleotides. It is a transcript of the gene STS, whose product is annotated as steroid sulfatase. Gene Ontology annotation, molecular function: arylsulfatase activity. The coding region runs from base 210 to 1946 and encodes 578 amino acids. NCBI's taxonomy places the organism in Eukaryota, Metazoa, Chordata, Lepidosauria, Squamata, Anguidae. The record is from RefSeq and is a predicted model, not a curated record. The transcript is spliced from 10 exons.